This is a messenger RNA of Capra hircus (goat), 3270 nucleotides long. It is a transcript of the gene ADSS1, whose product is annotated as adenylosuccinate synthase like 1. Gene Ontology annotation, cellular component: cytoplasm. The coding region runs from base 73 to 1446 and encodes 457 amino acids. Gene Ontology annotation, biological process: IMP metabolic process; 'de novo' AMP biosynthetic process. The record is from RefSeq and is a predicted model, not a curated record. The transcript has 13 exons. Lineage: Eukaryota; Metazoa; Chordata; Mammalia; Artiodactyla; Bovidae. Gene Ontology annotation, molecular function: GTP binding; adenylosuccinate synthase activity.
CCUUUUAAUGGCGCGGCGCGCGGGUGCGGCGGGCUCUCGCGCGGCCCAGCGCAGAGGACGAGCCGAGCAAGCAUGUCCGGGACCCGAGCCUCUAACGAUCGGCCCCCCAGCGCGGGCGGCGUCAAGCGGGGGCGGCUGCAGCACGAGGCGGCGACCACCGGCUCCCGGGUGACUGUGGUGCUGGGCGCGCAGUGGGGGGACGAGGGCAAAGGCAAGGUGGUGGACCUGCUGGCCACGGACGCCGACAUCAUCAGCCGCUGCCAGGGAGGCAACAAUGCUGGCCACACCGUGGUGGUGGACGGCAAGGAGUAUGACUUCCACCUGCUGCCCAGCGGCAUCAUCAACCCCAAGGCCGUGUCCUUCAUCGGCAAUGGAGUGGUUGUCCACUUGCCGGGCUUGUUUGAAGAAGCAGAGAAGAACGAGAAGAAAGGCCUGAAGGACUGGGAGAAGAGGCUCGUCAUCUCUGACCGGGCCCACCUCGUGUUCGACUUUCACCAGGCGGUGGACGGGCUCCAGGAGGUGCAGCGGCAGGCCCAGGAGGGCAAGAACAUCGGCACCACCCGGAAGGGGAUCGGGCCAGCCUACUCGUCCAAGGCCGCCCGCACUGGCCUCCGCAUCUGCGACCUCCUGUCCGACUUCGACGAGUUCUCCUCCCGAUUCAAGAGCCUGGCACAGCAGUACCAGUCCAUGUUCCCCAGUUUGGACGUGGACACCGAAGGCCAACUCAAGAGGCUCAAGGGCUUCGCCGAGCGGAUCCGCCCCAUGGUCCGAGACGGCGUCUAUUUCAUGUACGAGGCGCUCCAUGGCCCCCCCAAGAAGAUCCUCGUGGAGGGCGCCAAUGCAGCCCUCCUUGACCUUGACUUCGGGACCUACCCCUUCGUGACGUCCUCCAACUGCACGGUAGGCGGUGUGUGCACUGGCCUGGGCAUCCCGCCCCAGAACAUAGGCGAGGUCUACGGCGUGGUCAAGGCCUACACCACACGCGUGGGCGUCGGCGCCUUCCCCACCGAGCAGAUUAGCGAGAUCGGGGACCUGCUGCAGAGCCGCGGCCACGAGUGGGGCGUGACCACGGGCAGGAAGCGGCGCUGUGGCUGGCUGGACCUCAUGAUCCUGAGAUACGCCCACAUGGUCAACGGAUUCACCGCGCUGGCCUUGACGAAGCUGGACAUCCUGGACGCCCUGGACGAGAUCAAGGUUGGCGUGGCGUACAAGCUCGGCGGGAAGCGGAUCCCCUACUUCCCAGCCAACCAGGAGAUCCUGCAGAAGGUGGAGGUGGAAUACGAGACACUGCCGGGGUGGAAGGCGGACACCACGGCCGCCCGGAAGUGGGAGGACCUCCCCCCGCAGGCCCAGAGCUACAUUCGUUUUGUGGAGAACCACGUCGGAGUGGCAGUGAAAUGGGUUGGUGUCGGCAAGUCCAGAGAUUCGAUGAUCCAGCUGUUUUAGACAAAGCCGGAGCUGACCCCAGCGGCGUGGCCCACGUCGUGUCCUUUCCUCGGCCAGCAGAACCAACGCCGUGAACUAAGAGAUUUGAAAGCUAUUUUCUGUACUUUCGUAUUGCUCUUUGAGCCUUCAGCCCAACCCACUGACUUCCACAACGUGAAGCAUCUGAAAGCCAGUGCUGUGUGCGUGUUUUAAAGUCCUGCUGUUUCACGUGAGCUCAAACCAGAGCCCUUUUCUGGCUCCUUAACUGUCACGUGGUUGUCUAUACAGUUGGAGCCGCUGAGUAAUAAACAAAUCCCGCAGCCGCUGAGCAGCAGUGAGCAGUGCAGGCUUUUUUCUGACUUCGUCAUCGUUACUUUGACUUUUAACUGCUCAAGGCAUCACUCGGCAGCAUCAGUGGCCUGGGUGACUCACAUUUUCGGUGUCAGGAAGCCAAGCCGUUUGUUUGCUCAGACAACAAAAUGGGAGCAGCCCAGGGAUGGAAGACCACGGGCAUGAAGCAUGUUUUCCAAGAUGGAAAGUCUCCGCAGACCCGCUCUAGAUGCCAGAGCCCUCCCCACACAGCAGGUCCUGCCUUUCAGUGGGACGCCCUCUGCCCCGCCCCAUGUUCCCCAGGCGAGGAAGACGCUUCUCAGCUGGCAGAACCUGCAGAGACCCUGCUGUGGUCUGUGCUCAGCUGGAAGCCGUACUCGGCUCAUUCAACAACGCUUCAGAGUGCGCAGUCAGUUUAGAAAAAUAACUGGCCUUUUGGUGUCAUUUCAGAGAGGGGAGGGUUUAUACACAUGGAGAGGCUGGGAGUCUGCCAGGCUUAAACCCUCACUUUCUGGAGCUGAGGAUGUCAUCUGGGCUCCCUGGCAUUGGGCAGAUGCCAACCGGCUCGCUCCCCGUGGACCCCGCCAGCCCCAGGAUGUUCUGCCGGGCCCGGUGUCACCGGCUCGCACCCUGGAGUCCCAGACUCUCGUGACAGCAUAUUAGGUGAACGGGCCGCAUAUUGGGAGUAUGGCUUCACAUACACACUAGCGAGCUUUUCCAAACGGCCGAGAAUGCCUUCAGUGAUUUGAAAGAAUGCGGGAGCACGUGUGUGGACCAGCUUCCUCGGGCAGCCGGGCUAGAAGUGAGAAACAUCAGAAGAAACAGACCCUGGCGUUCCCUUCACGACAGAGCAAAGGAGAGGAAAGGAGAGAGCCCCGAGGCAGGGUGAGCUCUUAGGGAAGGAGGAGGUGGACCCCAGCUCUCCUCCCUGCCCCCGGGGACUGUGCUUCUCGUGACCAGAUGACCGUCUCAUCCCAUCUUGCUACAACAGAGGGGUGCAUGCUCUGGGCAAUCAACCAGAACGGACAUUUUUCAGAAGAAAGAGAAAUCACUUUGUUCUGUGUAAAAAGCUGCACUCCUGGCUCAGCAAGGUCAGCCUGCAACUUAGAUUAGAAAGCUGCCGCUAAAUCCUUCACUCCAGUACAAGCUGUUGUUUCCUUCCAGCUCUGGACCACAUCCUGGGGAGGCAGCCGCAGGCGGCAUGUCUGACUAUCUGCAGAAGUUUUACAGAAAAGACCAAACUCGAGGGGUCGCCAUUCUUGGCUGGCACCGGCGUCCUCACCCUUGUGUGGCCCAGAGAUGGGAGGGUAGGGGGUGAGGUUGGCUGCCUUCUUUCAGCAUCAGGUGCUGUGAGGGUCUGAGCAAUUAUAACCUGGUGUCCUCUCUCCUUGGCACCAACAGCAGACCUCCAGGGUAGAGGAGCUUACACUGGUCUCAAUUGAGUAUGUGGGGAAAAGACAAGUAAGUGAUUUGAGGCUGUUGCUCCAUAAAAUGUGUUUUCAAGCUCUUUGGAAA